CUGGUGCACUUUUUCGUCGGCCACGAGCGCUCGAGCGAGCUGCAUCCAGUGGUGCGGGCACGCAUCGACAUCCAUCGGGACGAGUGUGUCGUGACUACCGGACGCAGCUUGGCUUACCUGGUUAAGAACAGCCUGAGUUGAGGCGGGCCUUUGUUCGGACCACCGACCGGCGAGAGCCUCGAGGUGGGCUACUGCACUAGUGCAAACAACACGAGUUAUUGUUCAUAGUACACCUAUAAAAUUACCAAGUACCCAACGAGCAGAGGUGGCAUUCCGAAACGACGUAGGUUUGAUUACGGUGUACUUCAUUGGACGACUAUUUACAACCAAUAAAGAUGGGUACACUCACAGGGCCAGUGUUCAUGGCCCAGAGGUCAAUGUUAGGUUUCAACAAUCAAACUGUGGUCGACAAGGCGCCUCCUGAAAUCCACUACAUGGUCGAUCCAUACUGGUAUCAAUUCCCACCUAUGAAUCCCCUCUGGUAUGGCAUCCUUGGUUUCGUUAUUUUCUGCCUUGGUGUCGUUUCCAUCUCCGGCAACGGCAUGGUUGUCUACAUCUUCGUCAGUACCAAGAGUCUUCGCACCCCCAGCAAUCUCUUUGUCAUAAAUCUUGCGUUCUCCGACUUUUGCAUGAUGCUCACCAUGUCACCGCCAAUGGUAAUCAACUGUUACUAUGAAACGUGGGUGUUCGGUCCACUGAUGUGCGAAGUUUAUGCCCUGUGCGGCUCCAUAUUCGGAUGCAGUUCGAUCUGGUCGAUGUGUAUGAUUGCCUUUGACAGGUACAACGUGAUCGUCAAAGGUUUAUCGGCCAAGCCUCUGUCCAUCACCGGUGCUCUUAUUCGUAUCGUUGGAAUAUGGCUGUUCUGCUCAAUCUGGACCUUUGCUCCAAUGUUCGGUUGGAAUCGAUACGUACCCGAGGGUAAUCUCACGGCAUGCGGUACGGAUUAUUUCACCCAGGACUGGUUAUCACGAUCAUACAUCGUAGCCUACAGCUUCUUUGUAUACUUUCUGCCACUUUUCAUGAUCAUCUACAGCUACUAUUUCAUUCUGAAGGCUGUGUCCGCUCACGAGAAAACCAUGCGAGAACAGGCCAAGAAAAUGAACGUCGCCUCGCUCAGGCAGGGUAAUAACGAUCAGAGCGCAGAGAAUAAGCUCGCCAAGGUUGCUCUAAUGACGAUAUCUUUGUGGUUCAUGGCCUGGACUCCGUAUCUUGUCAUAAAUUACGCUGGUAUUUUCCAGCUUGCUAAGUUGACACCUUUAUUUACCAUUUGGGGCUCAGUGUUUGCCAAAGCAAACGCCGUUUACAAUCCGAUUGUCUACGGUAUUAGCCAUCCCAAGUACAGAGCAGCUCUAUUCCAAAAAUUCCCGUCUCUGGCUUGCACCGGCGAACCAGCGCCCGGAGGGGAUGCCCAAUCGACCACAUCUGGUGUUACAACGCUCACCGACAACGACAAAACCAAUGCAUAAAUCGGUUGUUCAUCUCUACUUUGCGAUUAUAGUGCUCAUGAUUUUUAAAAAUUCAAAAACUCGAUUAAAAAAUGAUUCUUUAUUCACGGUAAAAUUUUUAAAUUUUAACUAAAAAAUAAAUGUUAUGAGCUAAUUUUGAAACAACGAAAUAGCAUAUUACGACCCAAGGCCGGAAAAGUGAAAAAAGUCUCCGAUUGUUUGAGUAUUGUUGUCGUAGGCAAAGCCUUGGAUGAUAAUUGGAUAAGCCGAGGCUUUUUUACUUUCGGCCGUGGAUUGUACGCGAUUUUCCGAGCCGUUGGCGUGAAAAAAAUUUGGCAUUGGAAUAAGAUUAUUCUAAUUUUUGGUAUAUGAUAUAGUAAAAAUAAUGGAAAAAUUGGGUUCAAUACCAGAUAUGGAGAAAAGUCGGGUCGAAUUGACGCAUGUUACAAAAUGUACCUGCAAUUUGGAUGUGAUUUGUAAAUAUUUAUCGGAUGGUUGACGGAGUUGUUUGCAGCGAGAAAAUGUCACUUCUGCACUGGAAAUCUGUGAUCUAUUAGCCCACGCGAUCGGCCGAGCCACAUAUCAUUAUAAUAUGCGUUAGUUUUGGAACUAAUAUUAUGCAAAAGUUUUACGAUACUCAAUUAAAUUACAAUAAAAAAAAACGACGUUGACAGUCCCGAUAUGCAGACGCAAACUAAUGUUAUUAAUAAAAUUAUACAUUAAUUGCUCAGAAGUCUUAUCGUUCGAAACGAUAAUGCAACUUGGGUCUCACCACAACUCAAGUUGUAGUGUCUGUAGCCGUUAAUGAAAGUACGUUGGGUGCCUUCGGUUUAUCGUGUUGGGCAUUUAAUUUUUUUACAUUUUGCGUAAUUUUACACUGUAUGACGUAUGUCCUAAUUCUAAAAAGGUUACACACGAAUACAGUCUGCUAAUGUUAACGAAUCAUACCAAAUUUUAUCUGUAAUUCAAUUUUGUAAGUUACAAUAAAUUACGUAUGCAUUCAAAGUGCUAAAAAACCUA
This is a messenger RNA of Copidosoma floridanum, 2465 nucleotides long. It is a transcript of the gene Lop1, whose product is annotated as long wavelength sensitive opsin 1. Lineage: Eukaryota; Metazoa; Arthropoda; Insecta; Hymenoptera; Encyrtidae. Gene Ontology annotation, cellular component: membrane. The record is from RefSeq and is a predicted model, not a curated record. Gene Ontology annotation, molecular function: G protein-coupled receptor activity. Gene Ontology annotation, biological process: G protein-coupled receptor signaling pathway; visual perception; phototransduction.